AUGACUGGGAAGACCCAGACCAGCAACGUGACCAACAAGAAUGACCCACGCUCCCUCAACUCCCGCGUCUUCAUUGGCAACCUCAACACGGCCGUGGUGACCAAGGGCGACAUUGAGGCCAUCUUCGCCAAAUACGGCAAGAUAGUGGGCUGCUCGGUGCACAAGGGCUAUGCCUUUGUUCAGUACGCCAGCGAGAGGAACGCCAGAGCAGCCGUGGCCGGGGAGAACGCCAGGGUUAUUGCUGGACAAUCACUAGAUAUCAACAUGGCAGGAGAGCCCAAGCCCUACCGGCCUAAGAUGGGCUCCAAGAGGCCUCUCUCAUCCCUCUACAGUGGCUACGAGUUUGACUAUGACUACUACAGAGACGACUUCUACAGCCGACUCUUUGAGUACCACGGCCGUGUUGUGCCCCCGACCCGAGCUGUGAUCCCCAUCAAACGUUCACGGCUAGUUGUCCCAUCCACACGCAGAGCCAAAUCCUCCUUUCCAGUCAGGGCCUGUUCUUCCUCUUCCUCCUCCUCCUCCUCAUCUUCCCGACCACUCAAUGUCGGCUCUUCCAUCACUGGCCCUAAACUGAAGACAGACCAACUCCUAACAAUCAAGAAGGAGCUGUCACAGAUCAAGACCAAGAUCGACUCACUGCUGGGGAGGCUGGAAAAGAUUGAGAGACAACAUCGUUGUGAUGCUGACAUGCAGAGGAAACAGGAGGAGGUGUGCGAGUGUCUCCAUGGUGAUGCAGCAGACCUCUCUGGUGGAGAGGAAGUGGAGGGGACGGCUGAGGUGGAGGCAGGGGAGAUGACGGACGGCGGCGAAGACGACUUUGAAGAUGAAGGCACCAGUGACAUGAUAGAGAACCACAUAUCAGACAUUGACAACUGAGCAAGGUCAGUAUUUAAUCUCUGCUUUAGUGGUGCAAUUUUGCACAGAACUGCCAUUUCAUUUUGGGAGCAGUGUGUGGAAAAUGAAUGCUUCGUCGACCUUUUAGCACCCAGCAACUUAUAGGCAGCAUCAAGAGUGAUACAAAAGAUCUCAGGCUUGUUUUUUUUUCUUCCAUUUUUAAGGAGAGUGAAAGAGUGAGAAACACUGCUCAUCACCUUCCAGUUUAAUCCUCCACACUGUUCUAAAUGGCCUAUCGUUCUCUCCGUCUGGAAGCGUAAGGGAAGGCAGCUUCUCUACAGUUAUCACUGAUGACUGUCUGAACAGCCGCAGAGAUAGGACUCCGCCUCAUCCGCACUUUCCAUCAAACGACAUUUAAAUCUCCCCUGAUUCUCUUUGUAUGAACAAAGAGCUGUGAAUUUAAUUUGCCUCUUGGCUGACGUUUCCUCCCUGCUGUCCACAAGUGCCCACGAGCAGGAAUCUUUCUUAGACGCUCUGAUCAUGAUAGAUUGUUAAGUUGAUGGCUUAAUGAACUGUUUGUCCUCGGGUGGAUAUCUUGAGUGGUUGCAGGUCAUAUCAAGAGUGUUCGUUUAUUUAGUGUUUUAGUCCUCUGUGUUUUUACACUUCACAGGAAAAUCUUGCCAAAAAAAGCACCUGAAAAUGUAGCUCCCUUUUCUACAUAAGUUCAGUGUGAAAAACAGCGUGACAGAAAUAAUUCAUUUUCACUGCAGCCUGUUUGUUUGUUUUUCUUUUUCUUUCUUUUUUUUUUCUUUUUUCUUUUUUGCAAGUUGGGGAAAAGAUGUCUACAGUACAAGACGUUGGGAGAACAGAUACCAGCAAAACCUUCUUGAUCAAGGAGGUGUAUUUGACAUGAAAGAAAAGCAAUGAGGGACGUGACUGACGGCAGAGGAAAAGUUUUUCCAACUUGUUUGUUGCUUGUUUGCCUCAUUAGAACACAACACUUCUGAUGUGUACUUCAUCAAAAUGCUGGGUAUGAAUAUUCUCCAGUCUUCUGCAAGAUCAACUGCAAAGAGCAAUCAAUAAUUUCCACUCAAACUGAUUGCCUUUCUGAAAAAUACGGACAAUACAGUGUAUUGUGUGCUUAAUAUAUUAUGGUCUGUAUUGUGUAUAAAAAUACAGUUAAGUGAUCAAUCAGAUGAAAAUGAAUUGGUCUCUUUUGUUGUACCUCAAAUGUAUGUUUCUGUUUCUGUGCAUUGAAAACUGUGACGAGCCACGACGCUGGCAGAGAGCUAAACCUGAAUGUAAGAGUAACGCAUUCUCUUUGACACUCGAUAAUUAUGUGAUUUGCUUUAUUCGUACAUUUUAAGGAAAUGUACAGUCUGUAAUUUAUUCACAAUGUCUCCACACUGUAUUGUAUGCAUAUCACGUUUGUAAUUUGUUCUACAUGAUAAGAUGCAUUUUGAAUUCUUUACGUUCUGUUUAUCGUAAUCAAAAGAUGACAGAUUUUUGCUAUUAGCAUGUUAAAAAUGUGGCUAUUAUGGUUCAUUUGUAUUCAUUGCGUCUGUUGUACAGCCAUGGAUAAGAGUUUUUGACAUAAAUCUGCUUCCACCUAAAAAAAAAAAAA
Molecule: messenger RNA, 2461 nt
Organism: Stegastes partitus (bicolor damselfish)
Lineage: Eukaryota; Metazoa; Chordata; Actinopteri; Pomacentridae
Product: RNA-binding Raly-like protein
Exons: 7
Coding region: 1-879 (292 amino acids)
Cellular component (GO): nucleus
Molecular function (GO): RNA binding
Source: RefSeq, a predicted model, not a curated record